Caenorhabditis remanei is the source of this 1281-nucleotide messenger RNA. RefSeq lists its product as uncharacterized. Lineage: Eukaryota; Metazoa; Nematoda; Chromadorea; Rhabditida; Rhabditidae. The transcript is spliced from 7 exons. The coding region runs from base 1 to 1281 and encodes 426 amino acids. The record is from RefSeq and is a predicted model, not a curated record. Gene Ontology annotation, molecular function: Hsp90 protein binding.
AUGAACCACAAGUAUUCUCCGAUCGAACUUCCCCAAAAAAAGAAAUGGACCGAAGAUGAGCGGGCAGCACUAGCUCAAAAGCUCGACGAUGAUCUUGACAGAUUCAUGGAAGAAAUGGCUGCUAAAAAAGCGGAAAAACCAGAACCUCGGAAGCCAUUUGACUUUGAUGAGUGGUGUAAAGAGAUUGAUCAACAUCCAGCGUUCAUGAAGGAAAUGCCAAAAGAUGGUAAAUACAAGGAUACCAUUGAAGCUUUGCAGGCUAUGAAAUACGAUAAAGAGGAUGACGAAGACAAACAGCAGAAUGCAGAACAUCACAAAAAUGAAGGAAAUAAACACUUCAAAUUUAAAAAAUACCGAUGGGCAACUGAUUGUUAUUCUAAUGGUAUCAAAGAAAACUGCCCGGAUCGUAAAUUGAACGCUGUUCUUUAUUUCAACCGCGCUGCCGCCCAAAAACACAUCGGAAACCUCCGGUCUGCAAUCAAAGACUGUUCAAUGGGUCGUAAGUUUGACCCCACCCAUUUAAAAGGAGUGAUUCGUGGAGCAGAGUGUCUUCUGGAAUUAGAAUACGCUAAAGAUGCAUUGAACUGGAUAGAAAGCAGUAAAAAGAUUUUUGCUUUCACUAAAGAAACUUCUGAAACACCUGAUCUGACAGAAGAUGAGAAAAAGUAUAUUGAUGAACUGGAAAAAACACGAGUAAAAGCUGUAGAGCUAUCAUUGAAAGAGGAAAGAGAUAAAAGGAAAUCGCGCGCCGAGGAAAGAAAAGAAACUGAAGCGAAAAAGAAACUUCUGGACGCAUUGAAGGAAAGAAAUCUCAAUUUGAGUCCACGAGUUCCGUUCGAUCAUCCAGAACUGAUGGAUAUGGCAAGGCUCACUGUAUCACUUCCAUUGAUGCGUACGCACGAGUGUGUGAAAUUCGAUGAUGAUUCAAACCUUGUGUGGCCUAUUCUUCUACAAUAUCCAGAAGCUGGACAGACAGAUGUUCUCACUGAAACUAGCGAAUUGACAGCUAUCGGGGAGCUCCUCAAAGAAGUGUUCCGUGAACCAGCACAAUGGGAUCCAGAGCACAAGUUUCAGUUCGAUAACGUCCGAUUUUUCGUAUCUGAUCAAUAUGAUGAAUAUUUGACGGAAGUGUACGAAUGGAAUGAUUUCAAAACCAUUCUCAGUCUGCCUGGAAAUCAAAUUAAGCAAGGGCUUCCCGUUAUUAUGAUUCUAACCAAAGAGAAAGCAGCAGAAUCCCUGGAAGCUUUAUCAGAAGGAGAAAACAAAUAUGUGGCAAAAUAA